AGAUACGAGGAAGGGAAGGAUUUAUUGGUAAAUGACAAUGAUUCAUGAAUCCAAUGCUCAUUUUGUACUUGCAACUACCAGUUGCUUAAAGGCGAAGCAUAUAGCUGAGUUGGCCCCAAAAUUUGGAAGAAGCCGAAGUAUAGUUACUGAUAAUAACAAUACAGUUCUUAAAUUGCUAAUCUGUUUUAACUGCAAUCACCUACCAGCAUCAAUCGGAUGUUAUAUUCUUAGAGUCAAGACGUUCUCUUAGCAACUGCCUGGCAAUUUCCCAUGAAAAGCUCGUCUUAAUCUUUCUGUGUGACAAGAUCUUAUAAGUUGGAUAUUGCUCUGGACGCCAAGUCAUUCCUUAGUCUCCUUAACACUGAGCAAAGGGAAAAUCUCCAAACAUGUUCUCUCUAUCCUUCAGCACUGCAGUUGUGUCAGGUAAUAUGGAACGGCCACGUUCUAGCAGACUUGGUGCUGAAAUUUUGUAUGCCUUGCAAAAACUUAAGGAGAUUCUGCAGCAGAAGAAUAUGCAAUUUGCGUUGUUUGAGUUGGAUGUGCACUCCUCAAAAAACAAUCUUUCUGCUGCUAAGAAUUUGAAGAGUAAUGCAGGUAGCAGCAAGCUUGGAGCGGAUGAUGCAGUUGAAGAAAAGGAAGAAGGCAUGCAUAAGGUACUAAACAGUAAAAAACUGUUAGCACAGUCAAGGUCAUCUAGUUCGAAUCGAGUAGAAAAGAUGUCGCUAGAGAAUUCUUCUAGAGGUAAGGUUUAUCUUAAUUCUGACGAAGGCAAACAAGUUGUGCAGGGUAGUGAAAUCGAACAACUAAGCAAGCGAUUGAAGUUUCUUGAAGAAGAAAGCAAGAUAAUGAGGCAAGAGUUUUUGGAACAAGUGGAAGAAAAGGAAAAAUUGGUGAAAGAGAUAUACAAGCAGUUCCAAACUAUAUACCGUUGCCUUUAACUUGAAAAUCCAGUGUAUGGAGAGAGAUUUUCAUGAAUCUUUAAUUGCCAACCCUUGUCAGGUACUUGUACUUUUUUUCCUUAAUAUUAAGCAAUUCUUGAAUGUUUCUA
Molecule: messenger RNA, 1048 nt
Organism: Manihot esculenta (cassava)
Lineage: Eukaryota; Viridiplantae; Streptophyta; Magnoliopsida; Malpighiales; Euphorbiaceae
Exons: 2
Coding region: 387-938 (183 amino acids)
Source: RefSeq, a predicted model, not a curated record